AUGUCGCAAGAUGUCGAAUGGUCACUUGGUGCGCAGUUGAUUAGCCCACAGCGGCGAGUGCAGCGCCUCUUUGUGGAGGAGUUCAAGAAGACGAUGUUCUCGCCCAACCCGUGGUAUGAAUGCCCGGAGGAGACGUUUCCUGGCGGCACGAAGCGCAUCUACGACUAUUGGAUGACGAACAGGCCCACCCGAGACAUCGAGCGCAUUGAUGAUGGGCGGGACGGCUGCGGCUGUGCCUGGAAGCAGGAUUUAGCUGCCAUGGUUGCCUCUUUGUAUGGGGUUUGCCAUGCCCUACCCCUGCCCAAGUAA
Messenger RNA from Symbiodinium natans, 309 nucleotides. The record is from the annotation of a GenBank genome assembly. NCBI's taxonomy places the organism in Eukaryota, Dinophyceae, Suessiales, Symbiodiniaceae.